Eucalyptus grandis is the source of this 2869-nucleotide messenger RNA. RefSeq names its product protein FAR1-RELATED SEQUENCE 5. Gene Ontology annotation, biological process: regulation of DNA-templated transcription. NCBI's taxonomy places the organism in Eukaryota, Viridiplantae, Streptophyta, Magnoliopsida, Myrtales, Myrtaceae. The record is from RefSeq and is a predicted model, not a curated record. Gene Ontology annotation, molecular function: zinc ion binding.
CUCCUCUCUCGAGAUUGACUCCGCUGCAGCUAGAAGUGUUCACCGUUCUCCAGGUGCAAAUUUUCAAUCUUCGGGUUGAUAUGAUCGAGUCCCUCGCUCUGCAAUUCUCAGCUCGCGCUCCCUUGCACGAGCAGAAUGGUCGUCGUCGGAUCGGUAGCACCUUAGGCGUCACUGCUUGGUCAUGGAUUUUGAGCCCGUGAGCAUUAGCAACGACGUCGUCGAGUUCGAGGUCGGCGAUUCGGCCGGCGAGGACGGCGGCGCCGGCACCGGCCUCGACCUCGGCCUCGGAGGCAGGGUCGAGAGGCCCCCGUCGGCCGGCGCCGGCGACUCGUCGGGCUCCGAUGGGGACCCGAGCCUGGAGCCUUGCGAGGGCAUGGAGUUCCACUCCGAGCAGGCCGCCAGGACCUUCUACAACUCGUACGCUCGCCGGAUAGGUUUCGGCACCCGGGUCAGCGUCUACCAGAGGUCGCGGCGGGACGGUUCGGUCGUGUGCCGCCAGGUCGUGUGCUCUCGCGAGGGGUUCCGUCGUGGGGGCGGCGAGGGUAAGUCCAAGAAGCGGCGGCGUACCGUCACUCGGGUCGGGUGUAAGGCGCAGAUGACCGUGAAGAAGCGGAGCUCCGGGAAAUGGGCUGUUUCGAAAUUCGUUGAGGAACAUAAUCACGAGCUCGUGCCGCCUGAUAAGGUGCAUUGCCUCCGGUCGCAUAGGCAUGUUCCGGGUCCUGCGAGGAGUUUGAUAGAUACCCUUCAGGCGGCAGGGAUGGGCCCGAGCGGUGUGAUGUCUGUGCUGAUUAAGGAAUCGGGUGGCGUAAAUAAUGUUGGCUUUACUAAAAUUGACUGCCAGAAUUAUAUGAGCAGUAGUAGGCAGAGGACACUUGGAAGUGGGGGUCAGCUUGUUCUUGAUUAUUUGAAGCAAAGGCAGGCUGCGGAUCCCGGCUUCUUUUGUGCUGUCCAGGGUGAUUUCGACAAUCUGGCUGGGAACAUCUUUUGGGCUGACGCAAAUUCGAGAAAGAAUUAUGCAUAUUUUGGAGACACUGUCAAUUUCGACACCUCGUACAGGAUGAACCGUUAUCGAGUCCCAUUUGCCCCAUUUACUGGGUGGAACCAUCAUGGACAGCCUGUGUUAUUUGGAUGUGCCUUGCUCCUCAAUGAGUCAGAGUCAUCAUUCAUUUGGCUAUUCCAGACAUGGCUUGAUGCUAUGUCGGGUAGCCAUCCUGUAUCGAUCACAAUAGAUCAGGAUGGGAUUAUUAGGUCAGCAGUGGCUCAGGUGUUGCCUGGAACUCGUCACCGCUUUUGUAGGUGGAAUGUUUUUAGGGAAGCUCAGGAGAAAUUGUCAGAUGUUUACUGCUCAAAUCCAAAUUUUGAAACGGAGUUUCAAAGGUGUGUAAAUGUCCCAGAGACUAUUGAAGACUUUGAAUUAUGUUGGGAAUCCCUGCUUGAAAGAUGUGGUCUCAGAAAUAAUGAAUGGCUUCAACUGAUGUACAAUGCCCGCCAAAAAUGGGUGCCUGUUUUUCUGAGGGAUACAUUCUUUGGAGAGAUGUCGAUGAUGCAAGGAAAAGAUAGCAUUAACUCAUACUUUGAUGGAUAUAUCAAUGCAUCUACUAGUUUCAUGCUGAUAAGGCAAUAUGAAAAUGCCAUUGCGUGUAGGCACGAAAAAGAAAUCAAAUCUGACUAUGAGACCCUAAAUACUGCCCCCGUGCUGAAAACACCUUCUCCUAUGGAAAAACAAGCAGCAAAUGUCUAUACAAGAAAGAUAUUCAAAAAAUUUCAGGAGGAAUUAGUCGAGACUUUAGCUUAUCCAGCAACCAUCAUUAAAGACAUGGAAUCGGAAGCUGUGUAUCGAGUUGCCAAAUUUGGGGAAGACCACAAAGCCAACUUUGUUAAGGUUGAUGUUUUCAGGAAGAAAGCUUGUUGUAGCUGCCAAAUGUUCGAAUUUUCUGGUAUCAUGUGUAGGCAUAUACUAGCGGUUUUUAGAGUAACGAAUGUCCUCACACUUCCACCUGACUAUAUUUUAAAGCGGUGGACAAGAAAUGCCAAAAGUGAGUCAUUACUAGAUGACUAUAUGGUCGGAUUCACAAGUAAUCCGCAGGAGUCCUUCACUGCACGUUAUGAAAAUUUACGCAUCAAAGCCAUCAAAUACGUAGAGGAUGGGGCCGAAUCCAUACAUAGCUAUACAGUGGCCAUGGAUGCUCUGCAAAUUGCUGCAGAAAAGGUUGCUGCCUCUAAGAAGCAUGGUUUUGGACUCAAACAGAAGACACUGAUACAUGGAUGCCAGUCUCAAUCUCGCUGUACAGAACAGGAUGAGAAGAUACGGGAAUUAACAUCUGAGUUGGCAAAUGCAAGUCUGCAAUGUGAAGAAUAUCAAAGAAAAUUACUCGCGGUUUUGAAAGACGUGGAGGAACAGAAGUUGAAAAUACUGGUAAAGGUUCAGAACAUGAGGCUCAAUCUAAAAGGCUGAAUGGAAGGUGCAAUGUCAUUCUGCUCCUCUGUAAUAUAGUGUAGCAUAGCGGAUUUGAUUUGCCAUACAUUAUAGGGUAAAGUUCUUCCCCUUCGACCCCAACCUGUAUCAUAUCUAAGCUUUUGAUGACCACACUAUUCUCAAAAUUUUCCCCUUUGAAAGGAAUAGGAAAGUACUACCCAUGGCAGGUCAACGGAUGUAAAGUUAGAAUGACUUUGUAAUGUGCAAAAAAUAGGAUGUUACGGAAUUUAGGUGGUGUUAACCGUGGCUGCUCAUUGUAUUUUAGCCAGGUAACCUCCUCUGCACAGUGUACUUGUAUCAGUUUCUUAUAGUUGAGAACCUAACUGGAUUUAUGAAGCAUGAGUGCGUGAUUAUUUUGUGGAAAUAAAUGGCAAAUGCUGGCGAUUUCACAGA